Molecule: messenger RNA, 713 nt
Organism: Solanum tuberosum (potato)
Lineage: Eukaryota; Viridiplantae; Streptophyta; Magnoliopsida; Solanales; Solanaceae
Product: probable transcription factor KAN4
Exons: 5
Coding region: 28-567 (179 amino acids)
Molecular function (GO): DNA binding; DNA-binding transcription factor activity
Source: RefSeq, a predicted model, not a curated record
UAUAUAUAUAAAUUCAUGUUAUAGUAUAUGGUUUUUGAGAUGAUGGAAAGAUUCUUAAUGUCACAAGAAAUGAUGAGAAAAUCCAAAAAAAUGAAGGAAGUUAGAAAAUACAAGAAAUCAUUAGUUCCACGUUUAAGAUGGACUCCACAACUUCAUCAUCUCUUUAUUCAAUCUGUUCAAAAUCUUGGUGGAAGAAAUAAAGCAACACCAAAGAGAAUUGUGCAGAUGAUGGCCAUAAAGGGAUUGAAGAUUUCUCAUGUUAAAAGUCAUCUCCAGAUGUAUAGAAACAUGAGGGAGCAUCCAAGCCUCCAUGUUGUGAUGCCAGAUUUCAAUUUGUCUUCACCAAUGCAUGUGUCAAAAAUAUUAGGAGAACAUGCUCAAAAUAGCAGCAAACAGAAAGAAUCUGGAAGCAAAAAUGGUGAAAAUAUACAUUAUAAUUAUUACCAGGAAGCAGAAGGAAGUAUAAGUAGUGGAAUGACAAAGGAGGAAGAAGAAGAUAAUGCUGGUGAAAUAUAUGAGUAUAGAGAAACUAGUACUCAAAUUAACCUAGAUUUAACUCUCUCUUAAUCAUUUUUUUAAUUGUUAAUUAAUUAAUUAUGUGAGUAUAGAAUUAAAUAGUCCCCUAGCUAGUUGAUAUUUACCAUUUUUCUUAUGUUUAUGUACAUUAUGAUUAUAAUAAUACAACUAAGCAUCUAUAAAUUACAACUGUGGUA